Molecule: messenger RNA, 8071 nt
Organism: Rhipicephalus sanguineus (brown dog tick)
Lineage: Eukaryota; Metazoa; Arthropoda; Arachnida; Ixodida; Ixodidae
Product: transmembrane protein 19
Exons: 6
Coding region: 180-1154 (324 amino acids)
Cellular component (GO): membrane
Source: RefSeq, a predicted model, not a curated record
UGUGUGUCGUGUGUGCGGUUUGUAUCUGCGAGCGCACGGUGCGAUCAUCUGUGCUGUGGUUGGUUUCGCGGCUGUCAACGCCAGCAGUCGUGUACGGAACAGUGCGAUGAAAUUAACGACGCUCUUACGAAAGAUCAUAUAACACCAGAUCCCUUUUCUCUUUUUCUUUCUACCGUAACAUGCUUUUAGUUAUCCUCCUUGCUGUGACACUACCUCUAUCACUGACCAUUUGGUCCUUGUCAGUGGUUUCGUCUUGGUACACUGAAAGUGUAGCACCUCCAACGCCUCUCCGAUUCUUUUUUUCCGCGUUCAUUCCCAUUUUAAUAUCGGCCUGGGGAUACAAGAGGAAAAGCCUCGACCUUUCAGGAGCGCUAUGUGGUCUGGUGGUCGGCUUCAUUUUGACUUUAAGCAGCUACCUGUUUUUAGCGAGCCUUUUCGCUUUCUUUAUUUCAUCCUCUCGAGCAACAAAGUUUAGAUCCGAGCUGAAAAAGAAAUUCGAACCGGACCACAAGGAAGGAGGUCAGCGCAAUUGGGUCCAGGUGCUUUGCAAUGGUGGCAUUGCGACAGAGUUUGCUCUGCUGUACGUGCUGGAAUGUGGGAUGGGCGAGAGGCUGGUCGAUCCGAGCAAUGCCUGGCAGUGCACCAUCCUCUCGCUGGCCGUGCUCAGCGCCCUGGCCGAGAGCUGUGGCGACACAUGGGCAUCGGAAUUUGGCAGCGUGCUCUCCAGGGGAGAUCCUUUCCUCAUCACGUCAUUCCAAAGAGUGCCCAGAGGUACUAAUGGGGGCGUUUCCCUGGAGGGCCUGUUAUUUAGUGCCCUGGGCGGGGCCUUCAUAGGCAUGGUGUAUUACCUUGCCAUGGCUCUGUUUGUGGGUCCAAGCAGCCUACAGGCAGCAUCAGCACAGUGGCUGGUCGUCCUUGUUGGUGCCUUGGCCGGCUUUCUCGGAUCCCUGCUGGACUCCUUCCUCGGAGCCACUCUGCAGUUCUCAGGUGUGCAUGCCAAGACAGGCCGGAUAGUCGAACGUCCCGGACACAAUGUCAAACACAUCUGUGGUGCCAACAUCCUUGACAAUCACUCGGUCAACCUGUUGUCCAAUCUGGCCACGGCUUUCGCAGUACCGUUGAUUUCAGUGAACUUCUUUUCAUUCCUUCGAUAAUUUGCAUUUGUUGGACUCCUUUCUAUGCCACUCUGUCAAUUAAUGAGACGAGCAGAAUGUAAGGGCUGUUAUUUCGUUAAUAGUGACCAACUUUGGUUGUGUUGCGCAUGCGACUAUUAUUUUUUCGUAUUUAUUUUCGUUUUGUCAGCUCUUGCCGCAUGAUGCACGGUGGUGUUGUGAAAAUUAGAGGCAAUAAGGUAUUACUUCAUUGGUCAGUGCUUGGCACAUCUUCUGCUUAGUCGCAUGAUUUGUUUUGAUGAAACAAAGGGAUAAGCCAUGCAUUCAAACAAGCUACUGAUAAACUGUGACAACCUGCUGUUAUAUGUAGCAGUUUUGAUAACAAUAUGAAUAAUAUCAAGCAGAUACGUUGCAGCAAUAAUUUAUUCGUGUAAUGGGAUAGUGUAUUGUUUCAUUCUGCCUGCCAUUUCACUUCAAAAGUCUUUCUUUUUCUUCCAAAGAAAUCAAACUAGCAGGUGCCACUCUUUGCUGCAACCCUCUAACAUGUUCUUGUGGUGUUAUAGGCUACAUUAGGUAAUCUAAAUGCUGAAGGCAUGACUGUAGUGCGUUACCUGACUAUAACGCCGUUGCUUUGCCAGCUUCAGUCACUCAAAAGUAUGGGUUUAAUAGCGUUAGCAGUGGUGACUAACUGAUAAUAUAACAAUAUUCUGAUGUUCAGUUUCUUGAUUUGGUUAGUAAGGUUCAGUUUGUCAGCAGGGUAAACUAACUCAUAUGUCGCAACUGGUGAACAAGGAUAUCAGAGCAGCUAAGUGAUCUUGAGCAGUUUGAAACUUUGGGUUUUCUGGUGUCCUUAGAGAUGGUGUAAUGACUUAAGUUUCAUGCAUGCCGACAGUGUGUGCAUGCAUGCGAAAGUGAGCAGAGACUCUUCCUUGCCUUUUGAUCUCUCUUGAUGCUCCAUCCAAUGAAGCUGUCACCGCUGUUAACACGUAACAAGCAUUAACAGCAGCAUUAUAUUGAGAAACUGCUGCUCACUCUCUCUCUUAGGAGGUCAGCUAUUGAAGGGCUCAUUGUUUCACAAAAGCAGAGUCCACGUCAUAGCGCAUGUUUCAGCGUCUGGCGUGGCAGAGAGCCCCGACAUACAGUGUGUGACUGAGUCAUGCCAGUCUUAAAUUAUUUUCCCGCAUAAUCUCUUGUCACGGGAGGGAAGUGAAGAAGGGAAGAUGGGGAAGAGGUCUCGCCGCGCUGUAACUGGCUGGCUAUCCUACAGUUAAGAAAAGGGAAAUGUAGGUAAAAAAAAAAUAAGGUAUAAAGAGACAUUCAAUGUGAGCACUAUCGCAUCGAAAUAUUCGCCGACAAUCACCGGCAUUUGUGCACGCCACUUGCUUCCAUUUAGUGCAAUAGGCCUUUUGUGGCUGUCUGCGUGGAAGUAUAAUUGGACCACGGCUCCAGGACCUUUUCUACCAAAAGAAGAGCAUUAUCCAAGUGCCCAAAACUAGCUUGUUGAAUGCAUCUAAAAAUGGAUAUUGGCACUGAAGAUUCUCUAUUAGCUUGUUGCACCUGCAAAAAUUCCACGCAGUUCCGUGAGGAGUGAAUAAGCGUCCACUAGUGAGAUGUCCAACACACAUGACGCAAUGAAGAUAUCUCGUAACGGGAUAGUCUCGGUGGCAGGCACAGUCUCGACUGAGGGUCAAUUAAAUAAAAGUGGAAGUUGGGUAAACUUAGUGAGUUCCAUCGUCAAAGUUUAGUGUGUAUGGUGAGCAAGUAAGCUAAGUUGCCACAUGUCAUCGCUUCUCGAAAGUGUUACAUGCACACUCGUUGAUGAGCAGGAAAUGCAGCUUUAUCUGCUGUUGCUGACAUCUCUGCAUUGGCUCAGCAGCCAUAGAAAUAGUCAGAUGUUGGGUUCAUGUUCUGCUACAACGAACUAUGUUGCAACUUUUCGCUCUUAUUUAUUAUAACGAGGUUCAAGUGUCUGGCCCAUUUUACUAUACUGUUUUUCAGUGGGCCUUUUGUUUGUCCAUUAUAGCAUCUGCAGUUAGGUGAGGUGACGGUGAUUUUUGUUGAUAGCAUGUUAUUAAUACCAGUUGCCUUCAUUGCAGUGUGGGGGGGGAGUAAGGCAAGAGAGAUAAGUGGGGUGAAAAGUAGAAAGUUUGGAACGGCUUAAACAUUCUUAACUACUUUAUCACAUAAAAAUGAAAAGUGAGUCUUGUAAGGUGUUGAACUUACCUCUCAACUCUAGCCACGGCAACCUCUUCCCCUUUUGUGUUUUAUUACAAUACUGCAGUUAAAACAAGGCAGGGUGUCUAAUUUCACUACUGGGACAAGGGGGCCACCGUUGCAAUAUUGUGUUCUUUUUUUCACUGCUCUGCCACGCAUAGGUCUGGUGUAAUAACAGUGUUGUUUCACCUCUAGUCUAACUAGAGCAACACGAACGAAAGAUCGGAGCUUCAUCCUUGCCUUCCACAGGUUAGCUUGCAGUAGUGAAUAAACUGCUGUGCAUGUAGCGAUAUAGAGAGGAAGUUAUGUUUAUCUGUGGCCCCUGUCAGUGCAUUUACGUAGAAAAAUGAGCGUUUUUCUUUGAUAUUAUAAGUAGCUACCAUAGUUGUUAGUCGAGCAAUGCUUGUUCAAGCAUGGUGCGGCCGUUGGGGAGCCCCAGUCUUCCCUCUUCAUGCAUGCUCAUGGAUUGAAAUGCAGCAAUUUAGGCCUGAGUAAUGCACGUACUGUCAUUUCCACCAUCUGCAGUCCAUGUUAUAUCAGAAUAAUUUCGACUCAUGCACUUGCAUCAGCCAACAUUACCAAUACAGCCCGAUUCGUAGCGACAUAACACGGUUAUCUCAAACCACUUGUGCAUACCAGUCAUUUUGAUGUCACAUUUCAGUCCGUGAGCAGUUUACAUGUAAGAAGGGCUAGAACUAUCGGGCAGAAACUGUCGAUGAUAUUUUUAAUGUAAGUGAAUAGCCUUAUGCUUCCGGAAAGCUUUUUACCUUAUUGAAGAAACGAUGGAGUUGAAGGCACAUAUUUGUUGUAGUGAGGAUAUUCAGGCAGCAUCUUUUGUUUCGUUGCAUAAUUUUCUAGCGAACAGAGUCGUUAACCAGUGUACCUGUAGCAGCACUACACGUAGUUAAGCGGCACGCGCAUCUCUCAGAACUAUAAAACGGUUGGUGUUUGAUGACAAAUGUGAUACUACAAUGCAGUAGCACGUGUUCAUGCGUUUUUUGCAUCAGCAUUUAAAGACCUACCACCACCAACCUCUGACCACUACAAAAAUGAGCGAGAGAGCCAAUGAAAGCACUUUAAUUUAAAAAACUGUUUUAUCGUGUGAGCUCCUUCAUUGGCUGCAGCCAUAUCUUUCUGCUGUUUAGCUGAGGAAAGAAAUGCUCUUAGGGACAUAAUAACAUUAGCUAUUUGCUGUGCUUAAUUCUGCCAUCAUAAUCUUUGUCAUAACAAAGCUCACACACUUGUGAGCAUAGAGUUCCUGCAUGCACAGCAUUUUAUUGCUGCACGUGAGCUUGUGAAAAGCAAGGGGGCAGUUCUGACACUUCGUUUUUGUCGUUUCAAGCACAUUCAUCUUGAUGAUCUUGCACGCCUUGUGUUUGUGUUCCUCUCUUUCUUGGUCUCAUCUUUCUUGCUCUGUUCAAGUAUACCAUGGGUUACACGCUUUGCCAGUCUUUGUCUAAUAUAGGAUUGCUGGAACGCUGGCAUCAGUUACGCCCAGUGUCUUAUCUUUGCCGGAGUUCCAGCUUACACUCAGACAGUUUGCAGUCUAUUGGGAAUGUUUUUUUUUUGUCCUACGACAAUAAUAGUCUGCUUGCUAGCUUGCACUUCCUUUCUUGAAGACCUAUGCACUUGCAACUUUCCUAUCACCAGUUGCGUGGCGUUAAACCGAGGUAAGGCACGCUGGAUAAUAUGAAAAAUAUUGUUUUGGGGGUCAAAAGUGUGCCCCAACAUGUGCAACUGUCUUAGGAGUGUACCAUCAUACGUGCAUUUGUUUGUGAUAAUUGUUCAGUCGUUAAGCCAUAAUACCAUCAACUUACCGUAUUUAUUCGAAUCUAAGCCGACGUUUUUUUUUUUCCGAAAAAACGAUGUGCGAAAGGGGGGUCGGCUUAGAUUCGAGUACAAUGACUAGGUCUUUUUUUUUUUUUCUGGCCUUGUGAAUUUCGGGGGUCGGCUUAGAAUCGGGGCCGGCCUAGAUUCGAGUAAAUACGGUAAAAUCACCUUUUCCAAUUGUGAAGGUAUGUAUGACUUGCCGUGAUUACGUUUGUUACCAAUUUGAAUUUUGGAUGUAAUCUUGCUUCAGGUGCAGGCUUGUCUAGAAAGGCGUUGAAUGUCAACUAGUGUGCUCACAAAAGCAGCACCAAAAAAAGAAGGCUACAUUCUCCUUGUCAGACUAUUAGCUAACUCGUAUGAUGAACCUACGACAUAGUACUUUUACUUGACACAAUCAUCUGUGAAAAAAAUUAAUUAUGGAAAUCGUUUGUGAUCCACAGCAUUCACACUCUGAGCUCAAUCUUCUAUUUCUGCACGAACAAAAAGCCGAACGGGCGCUGCUUUUAGCAGCUUUGUUAGCUUGAAUGACAAUCACAAAUGACAACGAUGUUACUGAAAAGGUUGUUUAACGUGUGUGUGUACGUUUAGGCAUAGAUGUCCAUAUAGCCGUUUGUUGUUAGUCAUCAGUCUUCACAUAUUUGUCUUGUCUAAUACUACUUGUUGGAAGGCCGAUGCCUGUUAUGGCACUGUUUAUCUUUUUUGGAGCACUAGCAUAACGGGAAAGCUUUGCUUUAUCUUAAACCCAUAAAAGUAUCAGUUUCAAACAGACUGCAAUGAAUGGUGAACUGUCAGUUCUGGCAGUGCCACUUGUAACCAUUGUUGUUUAACUUCUUGUUGUGGCAGUUCUGGCAGUGACUCUUGUAACCCUUCUUGCAGGCAACAUAAUUAUUUCGAUGCUUUAUCACUGUAAUUGUUUUGUAGGGGUCGUAUGACCGGCUGUUGAUGGAGCGCACUGUCUUCACAUUAUCUUUCUGUACACUGUUUUAAGCGCUUCACAGUAACCGAUGGUAUGUCUAAUGUGUAUACUAUUCUAUCUUAUAUGUGUGGAUGACUUAAUCCAAGCAGUUGAAAAGCUGCACGAAAGCUCCGUGCUCUACAUUUCUUGCCUUGAAUUUACGGACUUGUGCACGUUGGUAUUUCGUCACUUGAGUGGUGCUUUUAGCAAUAUGUAUAUCUAGUAUGAUAGUGCAAUACUUUUCCCAUUGUAAAUGCCUUCCACUACCAGUGCACGGAUUUUGAAAAAAAAAGGGGAGAGGUGUGGGGGAGGGGCUAAAAAGAAUCCUUUUGCCUUUUAUAUGUACAACAGCAUAAUGAGACAAUCAACUCGUAAUUUGCUCCCCUUUAUUAAGUAACCAGAGCAACCACGAAAUCGAUGUCUCUCAGGCUGCACAUGCGCUCAUCAUGUGCAUGAUCAAAGAGCAAUGCGCCAAAACUGACUGCCGCGUUCGAGGCCGGAAAAAUUUAGGAAUAGCCGGGGAGAUCAGUUUACCAGGUGCAGCGGUUCUGUUUCAACGACAGGCUGAAAACUUCACACAAGGUUGAGAGGUGUGUUAGGUACGCUGCUACAAUCUUUCUUUUCUUCUAAAUAGUGAACCUCGGACUUUGCUGCACAUGACGCUAAUCUUCUUGCUUUCUAUCUGUGCCUCAAAACCCAUAUCUUUAACACUCUUUACCAUUCUUUGCAUCUUACAGUGCACGCAAGGCAGCCAUAAACUCACAGUCAGCUGAAAGAGGGCUGCAUACCUCUUACACUCAUUUUUAUUGCACAGAUUUCGCGUGCCCAUUAUUUCGUUACCAUCUCGGAUUACUUAUAGCGUAGUUCUCUUCUUACCUGCAGCCAAGCUGCACAUUCCUACAAGCUGAUAAUAUCAUUGCACUAAUGCAAAUGUGUGUCCCAGAAACCUUGGCCUGGUUCAAGUGUGUGCAUCUUAAUACACAUGGACAUGCUUUGACUAUUCCGUGACCACGAUACGCAUGGUUCAUGGAAUUCACAUGUGCUCACUCAUUCACAUUCGAUUGGGCGGCACCUCGUAAGCUGGUCUCCCAUUGCGCCUCUGCAUGUACUCCUUUUGAAGCUGCGCAUUAUUCGUAGGGAAUCUUGUACCUCUGUGUUAGCUGAAGCUGCAGAGCACCAGUCUCUUUGUGCGAACCUGUGUAGAAACAUUAGCUGCUACUGUUCAGUGUAGAAUGUUGAAGUACCUUGCAAAACACUGCAAGUGGUGACAUUUCAAUCACAGUAGUGGUGCGCACCGUUUCCUGUCUGUCAGCACAGCAACAAGCACAAUAGUUGACGUAGCACUCAAAAGUAAAGUGCACUGGCUGGGUGCACAGAGCUUUAAAUCUUGCACUUGGAUGGCAUUAGGCAACAAGCAGCGCGCACGAACAUUAGCACUUGAACCUCGGCCUAAUGCCAAAGUUAUCAUAGUUGUGCAUAGCUUUUCAGGGGAAGUUCACCUGACCUCUGAUUUUGCCAACAUGCUGGCAAAAAGCAUGCAUUAGAUUUCACCUUGUAUGUUGCAAGCUUGCUCUUGGGGUUGUGCAUAUCUAUCAUGCAUAAAACAUUCUUGGUAGCUUGUUGCUGGCAGAAGCAAAGCAGUGUGCUUUGCCUUUUGAAAGAGGUGUAUUGUUCGAUCAACUUGCAUGGGUGCACCAAAAGUGAACUGGUGUGCCAUGUUGCACUGAGAUGUUGACCUUUUGCUCAUUCGCGUCUGUUACUGUUAGCAUGCUCGCAUGUUGCUGUCGACAUUUGCCAUUUCUAGCAGCAGUGCAUGUUGGAAAUGAAAUGAACCCAUCGAAUAUAUCUACGAGCUGUGACAAUCACUGAUGUAUAUUUGUACUGAACGCAGCGCAAAUAUUUUGAUAUGGCUAUAUUUGUGCGGAUGCCUCUAUGUGCAUAUAUAUACACAUUGUGGCUU